AUGAGUAAGAGCCACAUUCUGAAGCACCCGGGAAGAGUCGCCGUCGACACUGGCGUGAUAAAGACGUUCUGGGAGAGGAAAAUCCAGAUGCACACAGAACAGCUGCAGAGUGAGGCCAUGAGGACACGCAGGAGCGCCCUGGACAGGCUCCGCGGCGAGUGGGCUCGGAUGCUGGAGGUGAGGACCAAGGCUCUGCAGGGCCCCCCAGAGGUGGCCACCCAGCCUUCCCUGCUGGGCACCGAGCCCUUCCACACGCAGGACACCACCGCCGCCUGAGGCCUGCAGAUUCGUCCUGCCCCGGGACCCGAAACCCCCCAGGCGAGUGCCGGUGCUCCAGGACCACCACUGCCAGGAGCCAGAGCCGCGGAUAAGCUCACGGGCUCUCCUGGCAGCAGGUUCCA
Ailuropoda melanoleuca (giant panda) is the source of this 401-nucleotide messenger RNA. RefSeq names its product family with sequence similarity 240 member C (gene FAM240C). Lineage: Eukaryota; Metazoa; Chordata; Mammalia; Carnivora; Ursidae. The record is from RefSeq and is a predicted model, not a curated record. The transcript has 2 exons. Bases 1 to 276 code for a protein of 91 amino acids.